This is a messenger RNA of Bombus pyrosoma, 12532 nucleotides long. Its product is annotated as titin homolog. The record is from RefSeq and is a predicted model, not a curated record. Gene Ontology annotation, cellular component: plasma membrane. The transcript has 16 exons. Lineage: Eukaryota; Metazoa; Arthropoda; Insecta; Hymenoptera; Apidae. Bases 1 to 11961 code for a protein of 3986 amino acids. Gene Ontology annotation, biological process: homophilic cell-cell adhesion. Gene Ontology annotation, molecular function: calcium ion binding.
AUGCCCUUUGCAGGACAAUGGUGCAAAGUAUGGAUUUAUUUCGGAUUCGUUUUCGCGUGGGCAAAGGGUGCGCGUCCACGCUUUGAUACCUCCACGGACAUGGGAUUAGUUCUAGUUCCAGCGGAUGCUGAAGUAGAUUCUGUCAUUUUCCGACUUCGCGCCACUGACCAGGAUGCAGAUUUCCCACUUGUUUUUGAAAUAACUGCUACCAUCACACCUGUUGUAAGGAUCGACAACCUGCCGUGCACGUUGUAUAACAAAGUGUGUCAGGCUAAUGUAAUACUAACGAAACGGCUAAUGCCCGGACGCCUUCACGAUUUUGCCGUUAGGGUUAGAGACACGAAAGGAGAUUCGAACUCGAUGCAAGCUACUAUUUCUGUUACGAACGCAACCACCCUUCGUGAUAAAAUAUUCCCGCACAUACCCUCUCUGAUAAUGGUACCCGAGGAUACUAAACCAGGUAAAGAAUUGGACUAUCUUUUAGUAAGAGCUAAUUCUUGGAGUGGGAAACCCGUUUAUAUCGAACUCUGGCAACCAAAAGAACUUUUCACCAUAAGACAGCGGCAGACACCCACGCAAACACGAGGAAUAAUUACACUAACUGGAGAAUUAGAUUUCGAAACGCAAUCCAUGUACACUCUUACCAUGUAUGCUACGGAUCCCUAUACGGAGCAGGGAAAAGACACUAGAAAUAUUGCAGGCUUGAGCGUUGUUGUGAUAGUUCAAGAUGUUCAAGAUGUUCCUCCAAUUUUUACGCUAGCCCCUCCCCUCACAAGGAUUAACAAUUCUGUACAACCUGGUGAUAUAAUACUACGAGUGCACGCAGAAGACGGUGAUAAAGGUGUACCGCGUGAAAUCGUGUACGGUCUCGUGUCUGAAGGCAACCCCUUUACGCCAUUUUUUAACAUCUCCGAAACAAAUGGAGAAAUUACUCUUGCCAAACCAUUGGAGGAACUUACCCAAAUUACGCACGUUGGAGCGCCCGUUGUACUUACGGUGGUUGCUGAAGAAAUAAGAAGAAGCAGAGAAGAACCUCCUGCCCAAGCCACAGUCGUCGACGUUGGCUUUCUUCUUGGGGAGCCGGGAAAUAGUCCACCAUACUUCGAGAGCGAUAAUUACGUUGCUACGAUAGACGAAAAUCCUGAGCCGGGCACUGUGAUAAAUUUUGGUGAGCAAUAUUCAGCCAGGGUGAAAGACGAAGAUAUUGGAAAAGCUGGGGUGUUUGCGUUAAAGCUGGAAAAUAACAAUAAUACGUUUGAAAUAAAUCCGACGGUUGCAGAACGCAAUGCAGACUUUAUUAUAACCGUUCGAGAUAACACAUUCAUCGAUUAUGAAUUAUACAAAGUUUUAUCGUUCAAGAUUGUAGCUCAGGAAGUUGGUCCAGCUACAAAUCUAUCAGCGUCAGUGCCAGCUACAAUAUUUUUAAGAGAUAUAAACGAUAAUCCGCCAAUAUUUGACGAACAAUCAUACGAGAUAACGUUAUCUGAAAACGUAACUGCGGGUUCACGCGUGAUUCAGGUGCACGCAACUGACAAAGAUACAGGUGUUUAUGGCAGUAUCCGAUACACCGGUAUAACAGGAGAAGGCAGUCAAGCUUUCACUAUGGAUUCAGACACCGGAUUAAUAACUGUCGCUAUGGGCUCUUCCUUAGAUCGUGAAGUAGCAGCAAGACUUGUAUUAACCGUUGAAGCUCGGGAUGAAAAUGGCAACGGCAAUAGUGGCGUUGUUCCUUUAAUAGUUAAUCUACUUGACGUGAAUGAUAAUGCACCAAUAUUUGAAAAGGACGUUUACGAGUUUAUGUUGAACUCUGAUCUAACUAAUUUUACAUCGACUGCUUUGAUAAAGGCGAUUGACGCUGACGCAGAGCCACCCAACAAUGUAGUUAGAUACGAAUUAGUUUACGGAAACUACGGGAAGAAAUUCGAUUUAAACGAAACGAGCGGUGAAUUAAUACUUCUGUUGCCGAUUACGAAAUUCAGACAAAAGAAACAGAGCGCAUACGAGAAAUUUUCGAAGAAAGCUAAAACGAAAUUCGUCAACAGUCAAGAAGAAAUACGAAACGAUUUCUUAAUGGUGACUAGAAAUGUGAAUGAAUCUACGAGGAUUAAUUUGGGAAAUCUAACGAAGGAAAUGUCGACGGAAGUUAUAAAGAAACGACGAAAACGAGCCGACGACGAUGCACUGUACACUCUCACUGCCAGAGCAUACGAUCUAGGUGUACCGCAUCUUUCAAGUACAACAAAAAUUCGGAUCCUCAGUGGAAUCGCAAUGGAAGCACGCAUAAUGAUGUUCGUGGUGCCAGGAGAACAGCCGAACUCCACGAAAACUGCUGAAACUUUAGCCGCUAUUACAGGUGGUCGAGUGACUGUGUUAGAAACUCGUCCUUAUAUUCAACGGAAUGACACUGGAAGCACGGGGAUUCUUCCUGGGGGAGGAAAAAGGAGUAUUAUCGUGGCUCGCGUCGAGCAAACUGAACCAGGUACGUCUUUGGUAGAUGUAGAAAAGAUUCGUGAAGCUUUAGCUGCGAAUGGAGUCGGGAUCAUUGCUGGAAACGCGAUUAUGAACACGAGUAUACAUAUCGACAAUACAAACGCCCCUGUUGAUGGAACUCCACAUCAUACAAAUGUCAAUGAUGGUCAAACGACUCUUAUUAACAAUACUAUUGCUACUGUUCCAAGCGAAGAAGUGACGGUGUACAAAGCAGAAAACAAAUUAUUAUUCUGGCUUCUGAUAAUCCUGGUGUUACUUAUACUUUUGGCCAUUGCCGCGUUAAUUAUCUGCUGCAUAUGUCCUGGAUGUCCUUUUUAUAUGGCGCCCAGAAAAAGACGAGUACAUUCGUCAGAAACAUUGGUCGUACGAUCAGAUGGAAGACCAAAACGACAUCUUCAUCGGCAGCCUGCGGUAGCUACCGAAGUAUCGUGGAAUGGAAGGAAACAGGCGUGGAGUGCUGACCCAACGAGAAGAAAUUGGCAAUUCAAUAGAAGAAACGUAAAGAAUUGUUCGCUUCCUGGCGACGUUGCUUACAUUUCUGGGCAACCAAACGACGUUCAAAUGAAUCUUGAAGCUCAAAGAUUAAGAGAUGGGCAUUCUUACGAUCACUCGAGGAAGAGCAGAAUAAAUGAACAAGAAAGAAUAUAUAUGGAGGAUAUGGAGGAUCAAAAGGCAAGAGGUUAUCAUACUGCGGAAUUGGACUCUUUACAACGACACGAAAUGGAAAGAGGUUCCGAUCUGCAACAUCAAGCUUAUAGGCAAAGAUUCGUGGAAACCGACAUGAACGAAGAACCAACUGUCAGAGAGCAACAUUUCUACCGCGAAGGGAACGCUGAAGUCUUACGGCUAGUGACACGAGGACAAGUGGAAGAUACGACAAGCCAUCUUCACCAACCCCAUCAUCACCGCCCAACAGCCUUGAUCGUAGAUGGCAAGGAUAUAAUUCUGCAAAGAUUCAUAGAAGACCAGAAGUCGAGGCACGAGUUGUCGAUGCAGGACAUCGAAGCAGCUCGUAGCAUGGAAUCGCAUCAACGAUCGAAAGAAGUAUGUCAGCAACAACAGCCAGAGAUAAUCCUGAUACCGGACAGGUUGGAUCUCGGUCAUAGGCAGCACAUCGAAGAAAUAGGACCUAACGUGCAGAGGCUAGUGAUCGAUCACGGUGACUAUGGUUCGCAAAAGAUAGAGAAAGAAUCUCUGAGGGAAUCUCAGAUGAGAGAAACUAUGAGGCAAGAGAAGCAAGAGGCUGUUGCAAGUGGUGCACCAAUUGCUGAAAGACCGCCGGUCGUUACCACAGAUCACAUUCAAGCAAAUAGCAGCCAGUAUCCGUUUCACGACUUGGAGCUAGCGAGACAAAACGCGCUAUUAACUCGAUUACUACUCGAAAGAGAAAAUCGUCGUGCAGGAGCCGGCGGAGUGGACUCCACAAGUUACUUAGAAACGCAAAGCCUUCCCGGACAAGUAGCGAUCGCUACUCAAACCGACAGAACAGCGGCCACUCAAACGGAACGUCAGGUGAAAAGUAGAAGCGACAACGACGAAUCCGACGAGGAGUCAAGACACAGGAAAAAAUUGAAGUCUAGGAAGAAGUACGGCGAUGGAGAUUGGAAAAGGUCUAGAACUCUAUGGAUGAAGUCGCCGAUCGAAGAAGAAGUGAGCCCUUGUUUCGAUAAGCGAUUGAGCAUUUUGAGGAAAAAAGUGAGGGAGGUGAAAGAAGGCAGGAAGAUUUCUCUGGAGCCGGAUGUGCUGAGGGAAAUCUCGGAUUCUUUGGAUGGAAACGGAAGUUCGUACAAAGGCGAAGAGGACGAAACGAUGCGGAGUUAUCAAAAAACCGAACGCACGAGUAUCAGUUAUAAGAUUCUGAACGAGAAGGAGACUGGUUCGCAAUCUUCCGAGGAGAUACGUAAGGAAAGGCACGAGAAAAGUUGUGAGGACGUGACUGACGAUCAGAAGAUGAACGUCACUGAGUCCACCUCCUCGCCAGAAAUAAAAGUUCAACGUGAAAAGUACGUCCGCGAGAAGGUAGACGGCAGAAGUCCGAAAAAGGAGGGAAAGUCGAAGACGCAGAAAAAGUCAGACGGCGUGAUAAAGCCGAGUUUCAGGAUUCUUGAGAAAGAGUUUACAAUGCUAACGAAGAAGCUGAGCAAACUGGGUGACAAAAAAUUUCAGGAGAGCACUGGCAGCGACAGCACGAGCCAAGAGAAGUCAGAUUCGUUUGCGAAAGAGCCGAAAAAGGAUUUGGAUCAGAAAAGCGCGAAGAAGAUGGAUUCCUCGAGUUCUCAGAAACAAACAGCUGAAUGUACCGCGAGCUCGUUAAAGGCGGAACAGAAAGGAAAACAGAAGAAGGAGUCAGCCAUAGCUAAAACGAAACAAAAGCUGAAAUAUCAACAGAGUCAAGUGAUGAGUACGGGAAGUUCCGAGUUCGACGAUGCUCUUGACAAACCAAAGAAAUUUUGCGGAACUCGUCACGAAAGCGUGAAACAGAAGCAACCAAUUAGCACUCAAGGUCAUGCGAAAGUGAAACGUCAAACGCAAAUGGAGCGACGAGAACCUAAAAAGCAAAUGUCCGAAUUUCGAGACGAAGAAGUUGAGAAGCGAAAGGAAGGCUACUCGAAGGAAACACCAAAGGCUGAAUUAAAGUCUGAGAAGAUUGGGAAAAUGAUGAUAAAAGCACCGAAACUGGGUACUAUAUCUCGUAAACAGAACGUCGCUGAAGAAACCAGCACCAGUACAGAGGAAAAAAGAGGAGGAAGAGAUGCGUUUACUCCAAGAGAUUUCGAAAAGAAAAGCAGUACAGAUUUUUCAGACGGAGAUUCAAAUGGCGUACAUCAACGCGUGGUAGAAAGGUUUCCAAAGAAAAUAAUUGAAAAAUUUAGCGACGACUUCGUUGAAGAACCGAAGGAAGAAAUCGUGGAGCAACAAGCAACAAUUUCCAUGGAAGAAGAGCGGGAUACAGCGAACGUAGAAAAACACAAGAUUGUUACAGAGAAAGAAGUAUGUAUUCCUGACACGAUACAGGUGUCAAAAAAUGGGUUGAAGUGGAUUCGUGAUACAGUUGAAGAACCUGUGAAACCUGAAGAACAUAUAAGUACAAAGAAAUCGAUCGAUGAUUCUACGGCUCAUGCUAAAGAAGAAUUGAUUACAGGUUUUACGGCUAUUGAUACGAUGGCUGCAACUAAGAAAGAAGAGCUCAGUGAAACUAUCGUACGAGAUCGGCAAACUGAUAAAACUUCGUCUGAAAAAGAAUCUAUGGAGAGUAUAAAAUAUAGCGAUACAGGUGAAAAAAAAGAAAGUAGGCAGACAGAUAAAUUAGCGAGCGAAGCUGAAAAAGACAUAGCUGAACAUAUAAAGGAUAAAUUGGAAGAUUAUAAGGACGAAGAUAAAUCAUUAGAUGAGUCCAAAGAGCAAAUUGAAAUGAAACCAGUGCGCGAGUUAGAAGAGCGGAAACAAGACGAUAAGGAAGAUGAUAAAUACGAGUAUUUGGAGCAGAAAAUGAAAAAGCUGUUGUCAAAAGAUAUUGGGGAAGAGAGUGUAGCUUUAGAAGAGCUUAAGAGGGCAGAAGUAGAAUAUAGAGCUGAAGGAAUUUCUAGAGAAAAGGAAGAAGCAGAAAAAGAACUAGAAGUCGAAGUUGAUGCUCUUAAAGAAGAAGAACGUAGUGACAAAAUAGGUACAGUGCAAAAGAUCGAAGAACCGGUUGAGAAAUAUAUAAAAACUGAAAUGCCAAGUAAUGGACAGGACAGUGUGAGACAAGAUGUGGCAGAUGAAUCAAAAAUAUGUGGAAAAACAGAUAAAACAGAUAAAACUAAUGGAGAAGAGAAAAAAUCAGUAAAAGAUGUCGAUGGUUCAAAAUUAGAUCACGUUACUAUCGAGGAGAAGGAAGGUUCAAUACAAGCAACAUCUAGUGACCAGGAGAAAAAAAUGAUCGAUUCAAACACAAUUGAAGUUCUCCGUGGAAAAGAAACUACGUCAAUGAUUGAAACUUACGAUCGAAAGGCUGAAGAAAAUGUUUUUCUAGAUGAACAGGAAAAGUACGACGAAGACGUUACAAGAAUUAAAUCCGUUGAUCAAGUUGCAGAAAGUAUUUUCGUAAAUAAAGAUAAAGAAGGCAUUAGUGAUAAAGGCGAAAUCAUCGUGAAAGCUACAACUGAGGAUGACAAAGCUGUUGAAAAGGCAAGUGAGGAUUAUAAAAUUACUGAAAAAGUAACUGAGGAUCAAAAAUUUGAUAAGAAAAUAAUGGAUGAUCGUAAAAUUUUUCCAGAAGCAACUAUGGAUCAAGAAGUUGGUAGAGAAAUAAAUAAGGAUCGGAAAACUGAUGAACAAGCGAGGCAAAUUGAUCGAAUUACUCGAGAAGAAACUUUUGGGGACCCCGAAAUUAUCGAAGAGGCAACGAAAGAUCAAAAAAUGGAUAAAGAAAUAACUGAGGGUCAGAAAGUUGAUAAAGAAACCACUAAGUUUACAAAAAUGGAUACAGAAACGAAAGAGGAUGAUAAAAUUCUUGAUAAGACACCAGCGGAUCAUAAAAUUAUUGCAGUUACUGGAGACAAAAAGACUUCUAAAGAAACAACUGAGCUUGAAAUUCCUGAAACGGUAAUUCCAGAUGAUCAAAUUGUUAAAGAAACAACUGAAGAUCGGAAAAUUGAUGAAAAAGCAGCAGAGGGGUACAAAAUUUCCAAAGAAGCUACUAUGGACAAAGAAAUGACUAAAUCGGCAACUACAGAUUAUAAAAUUGAUAAAGAAACAAGGGAUGAUGGCAAUAUUAAUGGAGAACCAACUGCAGAUCAAAAAAUUGUUAAAGAAACAAAGGACGAUGAUGACAUUACAGGAGAACCAACUGCAGAUCAGAAAAUUGGUAAAGAAACAAAGGACGAUGAUGACAUUACAGGAGAACCAACUGCAGAUCAGAAAAUUGGUAAAGAAACAAAGGACGAUGAUGACAUUACAGGAGAACCAACUGCAGAUCAGAAAAUUGGUAAAGAAACAAAGGACGAUGAUGACAUUACAGGAGAACCAACUGCAGAUCAGAAAAUUGGUAAAGAAACGAAGGACGAUGAUGACAUUGCAGGAGAACCAAUUGUAGGUCAGAAAAUUGGUAAAGAAAUAAAGGACGAUGAUGACAUUGCAGGAGAACCAACUGCAGAUCAGAAAAUUGGUAAAGAAACAAAGGACGAUGAUGACAUUGCUAGAGAACCAACUGCAGAUCAGAAAAUUGGUAAAGAAACGAUGGACGAUGAUGACAUUGCUAGAGAACCAACUGCAGAUCAGAAAAUUGGUAAAGAAACGAUGGACGAUGAUGACAUCGCUGGAAAACCAAUUGGAGAUCAGAAAAUUGGUAAAGAAACAAAGAACGGUGAUGACAUUGCAGGAGAACCAACUGCAGAUCAGAAAAUUGGUAAAGAAACAAAGAACGGUGAUGACAUUGCUAGAAAACCAACUGCAGAUCAGAAAAUUGGUAAAGAAACAAAGAACGGUGAUGACAUUGCAGGAGAACCAACUGCAGAUCAGCAAAUUGGUGAAGAAACAAAGGACGAUGAUGACAUUGCUAGAGAACCAACUGCAGAUCAGAAAAUUGGUAAAGAAACAAAGGACAAUGAUGACAUCGCUGGAAAACCAAUUGGAGAUCAGAAAAUUAUAGAAACAGUUGAGAAACAAGACACUGUUAAAUAUUAUGAAACUCUUGAAAAAGCAACCGAGGACUUCAAAAUUACUGAACCAGAAGCUACAUAUCAUAAAAUGGUAGAAAAGACAACUGAGGAUCACACAAGUGUUGGUGAUCUCGGAAUUUUAACAGAAACUACCGUUGAUUUCAUUGGUAAAGAGAAAACGUCCGAUGAGGAGAAGAAAAUUUCAAUGGAAAUCGAUAAGGACAAAGUUAGUGAAAAAGAAGCUAUUUCUUUAGAUGAAGAAAAGGUACCUGGCGAGCAAGCAGGUACUACAGAUCUUAAAUCGGAUGAUCAGCAAAUAGACAAAGAGGUUGUUUUAAAUGGAAAAGAAGAAACUGUAGAUAUUACGUCUGAUAAUGAAAAUGAAAAGAGAAAAAGUAGUUCCCCGAAGGAAAAGGAAACUUCCACGAAAAAGGAAGUUACGAAAGAACCAGUUUCUAGCGACGAUCACAGAAUUAAUGAGAGAGAUGUUUCUAUUGACACGAAGGAGGAAACACGUGUUGAAGAAGAAAAAGAAAUUGUAAAAGGCGAAGAAACCAAAGAACAAGCAAGUAUUAUCGACGAUAAAGAAAAGGAAAAAUAUCAGGAUAAAGAAGAAAAAAUAACUAUAGGGACGGUAAAAAUUGAUGACCAUUCGAUCGAAGAAAAAGGAAUUAGUAAAGGAAUGCAAAAAAUGGAUGAUUCCAAAGCUACUGAGAAAGAGAGUACAGAAACAGAAGAAAUUGAUGACAGUCAAAUUCCUGUCGAGGGAAUUGCCCCGGAAACUUCAAUUGAAAAAGAGGAUGAUACAUCAACGAUUCAAGAUUAUCAGAUCGAUAAGGAAGUUAUUCCCAUGAAAAUACUUGAUGACACCACUAAAGAAAAAGAUGAUGCGUCAAAAAAAUCAAUCGCUGAGAAAGAAGAUAGUGAAGCAACAAAGGAUUCAACGGAAAUGCCUACUUCGAUCGAUAGUUAUACGAAAAAAGAAAGUCCAAUGGAGACAUCAACUGUUGAUGAUCACACUGAUAAAACAGAUGGUGUCUUCGAUACAUUAACGAAUGGCAAAAGAUCGAUAAUUCCGAGUACUGAAAAAGAAACUGGAACUAUCGAACAAUCAUCUACAGACGAUAAAAUUAUCGAGAAAGAAGUUGCUUCGUUAUCUUUCGACAAAAGAGAAGAGAAGGAAAAGAAUGAAGUCAAAAUUUCGAAUAUUAGUAAAUCUCCGACUCCUCGAAUAGAUGGCGAGUCUGAGACACUCGUGGAACCACCAGUGGACGAUAAACAAACGACAGAAGACGCGGGGCAAGAUAAAAUUGUUGAUCUCUCGGAUGAUGACAAAAUAAUAUCAACUCCAAAGGAUGCGGCAAAAAAGGUUGAGGAAAUUAAUGUUCUCGAAGAAGCAAAGGAAGAAGAAUCCGACGAAAAAAUAAAAAUCGAUGACUCCUCGAGAGAUGAAGCGACAAAAUUAGUGGCAGAAGAAUCUGUCGAAAAAUCAGAAAUUGGUGAACCUUUAAAGGACGAGCCAGCAUCACCGGCGAAAGAAAGACAAGACAAGUUAUUCGAAAAAACGCACGAAGUGAGCAAGGAACCCGAGAAACUUUCGGAUAAUGAAACAGCAGAUAGCAAACUAGCACGAACUACCGAGAAGGUGGAGCAGUUGCACGAACCAUCAGGUAAAGUGAGCAGUAGUUUUCAGGAAAUCGAAUUGGUUGAAACUUCCCCGCAGAUGUACGAGACGACAGAGAAAGAAAAGUUUGCGUUUGAUUCCACUAUACGGAAAGCUUCAACAGAUUCCGGGAAAAUAUCCGAAUCCGAAGAGCAGUUGAAGUCAGAGAGCGAGCAAACUGAAUUACAGGAAGUAGAACAAUUUGUUGAGGAACAAACUUUUACCGCGGAGGGAGCCGACAUUCAGAGGGAGACAUUUCCGAAGGAACAGUCAAAUAUGCGAUUUAAUGUACCUACGAUUGUCCCCAAUGGCGAAUCAGAUAAGCAAGAUCUAACGAAGCCGAAAAUGGAUAAAACUUUGCCUUUAGAGGAAGAUAUAGGGCAAGAAGAGAGGCAGGAAAUACCUGUUGAGGGAAAACUUAUAGACGUAAGCCUUCCACUUUUUACAAGCAUAAUAGAUACGGUGGUUGAUUCUGAAGAUAGUGAUUCAUCGAGUGAUAUUUCCAGGAAGACAACGUUAACUACCAGACCGUAUCAGACACCACGACAUCGCGCUCCACAACUAUCUGAGAAAGAAAUUAGUCAAACUGAGGAGACAACUGAGCUACAGGACAUGGAAGAUGAGGAACGAGUGACGAUAUCGAUCGAAGAGAUAGAAGAUGAGGACGUAGAAUCUUCGAAGGAGGACAAAAUGUUCGUGGAAUUUGAAGAUACAAGCGAAACAGAAGAAGAUAAAGAAACUGUAUUAAGGGAAAAGACUAUGGAUAUACAAACGCAUUUUAGUCCGAAGAAAAUAAUCACAGGAACUGAUAGAGAAGAUAUGGAGAAAGACGAGCAAGCAGAAUCUGGAUGCAGUUUGGAACUGGAUAAAGAAUCCUCGAUUAGUACAAAACUAGAAUCUGGGACGAAGGAGUGCGAUACGAAGGCUGACAGACAAGAUAAAGCUCGUGACAAAGAAAGUUCGACUAGUACGAAACAUGUAAAGGAUACGAAGAUAGAUUCUGGAACGAGAGGCUACGAUAGAAAGCCUGAUAGACAAGAUGAGGUUCGUGAGAAAGAAUCGUCGACUAGUACACAACGUGUAAAAGAUACAGAACUAGAACACGAAAUGAAAGACGACGAUAAAAAGGUUGAUAAGCCAGAUGAAGCGUCAUUAAUUUCUAAACUUGCAAAAACCGAGACCUUUAAAGUUACCGAUAGAAGAAUGAAAGAGCUGGAAAAGAAAAGAGUAAUUCUACGAAGGAAGAAAAAAAGUUCUUCCGAGGAAUCUUCCGAGGAGAAAGCAACUCAUUUUCACGAUGUAACGAGUCACGGUGGGUAUCGGACACGUAGAAAGCUCCCGGAAGAACAAUUGAAGCAAAAAGAUAGCGAUCAAACGAAACAAUCAAGGAAACGAGAUGAGGAGUCACGGCGGAAGCAAUCUCUGUCGAAAUUGAAAGCCGAAAAGGACAAAAAAUCAUCCAGUAGCAGCGAGAAAUAUCCAACUCCACCGAAAACUGGAGAAAUCGAUACGAGUAAGACACGACCGAAAUACAUGGCCUGGUACAAAAAGAAUCGAGAAGAAAUGGAAAAGAAACGAGCCGAAUUAAUGGCUACGGACGACGAGGAGCAACUUCCUCGAUGGUUACGAAGGAGUAUGAAAAAUCAAAAAACUGAGAAGGAAGGUAAAAAGUUAUCGAGCCAUAAAACUGCUGACACGACUCCGCGGACGAGACGCAAAGUGAAACCUUUGGUAAACGUCGAGUCUGAACAAUUGAAAGCCAUCGUUCGUCAAGGAAGAAAAUUAAGGAGAGCCGAAGGAGGAAAAAACGAAGAUCCACCGGUUCAAAUAUUCGCGGCAACGCCACCCUCGGUAUCGCAAGAUCCUAAAUAUCAUUUGCUACAACAUUCUGAAUACAAAUACGAAAAGAUAUCUGCGCCAUUUUACCUUCAUCCUCCGCCUGUUCCUCAUCCCUCGCCGCAAUUAUCACCAGAACAUUUUAAUAUUCCACCUACGAUGGAACAAGGGUGUACCGGUGAAGAUUUCGAUUCUGGAAUAGCAAUAUCGUUGCAGGGUGGCAACAGGUUGCGACACCAACAAUUAUUAGAAAAGAAAAGUGUAUUUGAUAUCGCUUACAGCGAAGCUGCCCCUUCUCAACUUCGUUCUGACAGUACUACACCUCCGUCUUAAAUUAGUAAUAAUUUGAGAAUCUUUUGUCUUUGUAGAAAACUAUUCUUCUCUGUCGUUUAACGAUUUUUAAAAUAUUUAUUCAAGACGGAUACAUUGUUAAACAUUUUUGAAUAUUUUACGCGACAAUUAACUUUAUACAAUUAAUCAGUUGUUACAGUUUAACAAGUGUACAGGAUAAAGUGAGGACAGAUUUAAAUCUAUUAUUAUCGAGCUCGUAAAUGUUAUGAAUUCUAAAAGAAAAAGGAAAAAGACACAGAUUAAACUAGAAAUGACUAAAUUACGCACAAAAAAUGCAGGGUUAAUUAUAACAUAAAAUAGAUUUCAAAAAUUGUCACGUUUUAGAAUUUACACUUUGAUGGAGAAUAACAUGAAACGAAUAUGAAAUUUGAAAAUGCAUUUAAUCAUAAAAUUUGAAAAAGCGUUCAAUUUCGAUGGAGAGUGAUUAAUAUUCGCUACAUAGUAUUCACUAUAAAAAUAACAUUGAAAGGAAUCUGAUAGAGUUUAAUGAAUUUUACGUAUGUGUAUGUACAAAUUUUAUCAAUAUUCAUUAUGAAAUAAAAAUAUUUAAUAA